UCCUCGGGUUUUCAUGUUUUAUGCAAGGAAAUAUUGUUUAUACUGAGAGAUACACGAAGGGUAAAGUCCCAGUUCAUUCAUCAAUACUGUCGCAAUGUAACAUGUUCAGGACACAAAAUUUGAAAAGUAUUUGCCAACGCGUAGCUCACAAUCCAACAAAUAUAAGGAUGAACGGUAAAGUAAGACCACGAAUUAAAUAUUACAAGAAAUAUUCUGAUGCACCAUCCUAUGCUAAACCGUUUGAGGUGUUCCAGGCUAGACUGAUUACAAUGGAUAAUCAAGUAGGAAGUUCACUCGGAUGCAGACCGAGAUCCAGUUGCAGAGAAAAUCUUCCGAAAUGGGUCAAGAAGGAAAAUCUUAGGAGUAUCUCACCGUGGGAUUAUUGUUCUCAUUACGACGAAACAAGAUUUCCGCAAGUGAUAACUGAAGCUUCUUGUCUUUGCAAAGGAUGCAUCGAUCUAAACACUGGACUACAUACGUGGAAUGGCGUGUCAAAGCCAAUUCCUGUUGUCGUUUCAGUCAUCUACAGAAAAUCGUAUAUUCCUUCGUUCGACAAGUGUACCAAUUAUGGGUGCUACGAAAAACUGAUACAAGUUGAUGUGGCAUGUCAUUGCUAUUUACCUAGAACUUGAUUUGAUUUUUUUCUAGAAAAUUUAUACAGUUCAAAAUACGUGAUAUGAGUUUCGAUUUUUAUCAUUUAUAUUUGUUUUUAUAAAACUUGAAGCGAUAUUUAUAGAAUAAAUCAGAAAAUUUCCCGACCUUAUCUUGACUAAUAAAUUACAAAAAUUAUAUAUUUUAUAAUAUCAUAUCGACAGAUGUUGCAGUUUCAGUUUUAAAAUAGUUGAAUCAGGCAUCAGGUAUUUUAUUCAAUUUAAUUUAAACAUAAAUAAAUUUCUCAAGUCUCCCAAAGACAUUCGCUGACGCGUUUGAUACCAUCGCCUAAUAAUAGUUGGUAAUUUCUUUAUAUUUCAUUAUUUCUUCAUGGACUUUGCCUUGAUUUAGAUUCGUUAUCUUUGAGUGAGCGCUUAUGAUGUCAUAAUUUUUGCCUAACGGAAAUGAUUGCUUCGUGAAACACU
Messenger RNA from Styela clava, 1076 nucleotides. Its product is annotated as interleukin-17B-like. Gene Ontology annotation, cellular component: extracellular region. The record is from RefSeq and is a predicted model, not a curated record. Lineage: Eukaryota; Metazoa; Chordata; Ascidiacea; Stolidobranchia; Styelidae. Gene Ontology annotation, molecular function: cytokine activity.